AAAAAGAAAAAUAUUUAACAAAUAUUUUGUGAAGGGAGAAAUAUUACAACCAUGUGUUGACAUUGAUGACUAAGAUGUAAAACUUUGACAGGUUUUUUGACUUCUAGCACGUUUAAUCUGGAUGAGUUCAAUUUAACGUACGGGGAAACUACUUGUUUGAAUUUGAAGAGUAUGUGUAUACAUUGAAGUCGUCCUUGUUUGUCAAAAAAAAAGGAAAAAGAUCUCAACCCAAAAGAAGAAAAGCUAUCACAACUAUAGGUAAAGUAAUUAUAUGAAUGACACCAUAUAUAACAAGACUGUCUUUGUAUUUCCAAAUGGGUGUUGUUGAGGAAGAUUAAAGAAAUAAUUAAAAUGUAACGAACAGGACUGUGACUAUAGAAGAACAAGAACAUCAGUUACUUCAGUUAUUCUACACAUAGCUGUUAUAACAACUUAACAGUAAAGACAAGUUUUUUUAAAGUUCAGGACAUGCAUCACACCAUGAAGCAGAUGGCCGAUUCAAAUCAUCAUGGCAUCAAUUUCUAAAUUCUAUCAACUGACGUGUGAUUCAUAUUGGGAUUGCUGAGUGAGUAAUAUUUCCUCUUACAUUUCGUGUAAUGAAGGAACUGUGGUCGAAAGAACGAGACAUAAAGAUUUGAUACAUAACGAAAUAUUUUAUUCAAGUCUAACCCUGUGGAAAAGAAUCAACAUGCAAAAGGGUGGAUUUCUCAAAUCUAUUACCUUCAAUCGAUUUAUUUUGUUAUUAUGUGGAAUUUAUAUUGGAAUGGUGCUUUUUAUACAUAGUCGACUGCAAGCUGAUCGCCCACCUCAGCAAAUAGAUAACGAUUCAAAAUCGGAAUACCAAUUGACAGAGAAAUUGGAUCUAUCAGAUUUAAAGACUUGGGUGAACAAUAAAAAAGAAUUAAAUCAGCUGUCGAAAGAUAUUAGUGAUUUAGAGAGGAAAGUAUACCAAGCCAAAAAACAAGUGGAUGGAUUGAAAAAACAAAAUGAGAACCCUAAGAGCUCAAACUGUUUACAGCAUAGUAAUGAAGGUGUUAAAAACAGUAGCUUUAAGAUACUGGAACAAGGCGUCUAUGUCUUCUCUGCAUAUCUCGAUGACAGAAAACCAAAUGUUUUUAUACGUCUGAUGGUACUUCUAGAAAAAACCAAAAAGAAAGUUCCAAUAUUUUGUCAUAUUAACUCAGUAAUAAUUAUAGCCAAACAAUAUGAAAUGUGUGAAAAUCAUAAUAAACCAUUUGGUGGAUAUAUAUAUUCCUGUGAAUUACCCAGAAAUAUGUCAAAUCCUUGUCCCCUCCAUGUGUCGACAGUUUAUGCAAGUUCUGCAUCAUCUGAAGUUGCUCUUCCAAUAAUCCCAGUUAAACCUCUCUCUAAACCACAACAGUUUGGAAUUUGUAUAUCGCCAUUAUUUGGUAGCGUGAAAAAAGAAAAGAUUGUUGAAUUCAUAGAACUGUCACAAGUUCUAGGUGCUAACCAUUUUUAUUUCUAUGAUAAUAACAUAUCAGCUGAAAUGAAAAUGACAUUGAAUUAUUAUGAGCAGAAGAACAUUGUAACAGUAGUUCCAUGGGACCUUCCGUCUGUUAUAUUUGAUAAUAAGAUUUGGUAUCAUGGCCAGCUUAUAGCCCACAAUGAUUGUUUAUAUCGCAGCAUGAGUACGUUACAACAUGUCUUAUUCAAUGAUAUAGAUGAAUUUGUCAUACCCCAUACCAGUGCUAAAUAUUGGAAGAAUUUAUUUCCUAGUGUGUUCAAAGAUCAGUAUUGUGGCAUUGCCUUCUCUAGUGCUUUCUAUGACCCAGCUAUUGGUGUGACACAUCCAUCAGGCUUACAGACUAUGAGUAUCACAGGUCGCACCAAACUCUUUAGUCAUGUUAGGACUAAAAUCAUGGUUAAACCACAGCGAGUGUUUGAAGUGGGAAUUCAUCACGUCAGUAAACAAAAUGAAGAAAAAUGGUCUGUUCAGAAAUUUAAACCUGAAGUGGCGUACCUACAUCAUUAUAGAAAGUGUAUAGGAAAUUAUGGUAUGAAAUGUAGUCAGUUUGAGAAAGACACGACCAUUUUUAGUUACUAUGAUGAACUUAAAGAUCGGUUCGAUUUUUCAAUGAGAGAAAUUAAUAAAUUUUCUAGUGCUCUUUCUCCAAAUGUCACUCAAAAGGUUGUAUAAUGUUCUACAGUUAAUUUAUUGUUCACAUUUUGUAUUCUAUAUCAUUUGAUCUUUAAUUGAUAAUGAUGUUUUUAAUUUCCUUAAGCAGUAUUAUACGCUGAUGAGAUGUUAAUGAUUUUUCAUUUGUUAAACAGAAUUUUAGUCGGAGGAACAAACUCAUGGUUGUAUAUAUGUACAUCAUCAAUUUUUCUGAGAGGUAUAACAUUUGUACCAUACAAGAUCCUUAAUAUGAUAACUCAGUUUUAUGAUUCAUAUCAUGCCUAUUCCAGGUAUUGUUAACAAUAACAUAAAGUUACUGUAAGUAACUGCAGUAACUGGUUUUAUUAUAAAUAUCUUAUGAUAACUCACUUAUUUUAAGAUUUAUGUGAUGACU
Patella vulgata (common limpet) is the source of this 2531-nucleotide messenger RNA. Its product is annotated as beta-1,4-galactosyltransferase galt-1. The record is from RefSeq and is a predicted model, not a curated record. Bases 689 to 2158 code for a protein of 489 amino acids. The transcript has 2 exons. Lineage: Eukaryota; Metazoa; Mollusca; Gastropoda; Patellidae.